Messenger RNA from Trichoplusia ni (cabbage looper), 3133 nucleotides. RefSeq lists its product as uncharacterized. The transcript has 15 exons. The coding region runs from base 114 to 2939 and encodes 941 amino acids. The record is from RefSeq and is a predicted model, not a curated record. NCBI's taxonomy places the organism in Eukaryota, Metazoa, Arthropoda, Insecta, Lepidoptera, Noctuidae.
UUGUUUUGAUUGGACUUGACUGGAAUUUGAGCGAAAACAUCGAUCGAUUGUUUAUAAAAUGAUACAAUUUCAGUUACUUUAGUUUGGAGGUGUCAAGAGAAUUAAAAUUGAAAAUGUUACUCAAACGAAACAUUUUGGAGUGCUCAAUAAUUGUGUCUUUAGGCGGAACAUUAAUAUGUGUUCUACUAAACUAUUUAACUUCCAUAUCCCCAAUAAGUGGGAUAUGGUUUCCUUUAUACAUUCUUACGUUAUUUUUCAUGUCCGUAUUUGUUAGCGUUAAGUUUAUAAAGUGGCUAUUGAGUUUGAACAAGCCUAUAAAAGAUGAUUUGGAGGAAAUAGUUGCGAAGUAUCCUUACUUGUCAUGUCUGUCGGGUGUGUUACCGAAGACGAGGAAAGUGUCGAAGGUGGCAGAGUGUCGCGAGUACGACACCAACGAGCUGAGCGUGAUCUCCACGGUGCUGGAGCGGAAGCUAGUGUCCUCGUGGUACGUGCCCUACAUCUCGCAGGAGAUCGGCUUUCCUUUCGCUUGUAAACAGAUGCUGGAUCAAAUCAUUGGCAGAAGUUUUCAGAUCUGCAAUAAAAUAGAAACCAAAGAUAUAUUUGUUGAUGUAUGUAUUGUCUUAACCAGUCACCUCAAUGAGUACAAGAAGGCUCAGAAACGCCAAGAGAAAGCACCGGCCAGUACUAUUCAAUCAUUAUAUAAAAAAUCACAUCCUAUUUUUGAUGUAAAGAACAAACAAGUUGACUCAGCAGAUCAUUGUACAAAUAUAAUUCGCAUUAUACUUAAAGAGCUGAUUCCGUGGGAACUCUGGGACACUCCAAACUCAGAACUACUUGUCCGCAUUCUAUCGAAGAAGCUGGACAAUUUCAUUCACAGCACUUUUGCCGAUCCUGUGUGGCUAAAUGACAAGUUGAUGACCAUCUUGAAAGGUAGUGAACCAGUAGUGGAACCGGAAAAAGUGGUGGAGGAGGUGCCCUUAUCAGAGUAUGUACCAGAACCAUUGACUGCUGAAGAAUUAUCAGCGAUGGUCAGUCAGGGAACUAGUGUUGUUAUCCCUAGUGAUAUUGUUGAGGAGAAAGAAGAGUGUGAGAUUGAGAAGAUAGAGAAAAUCAUAGAAGAAGUACCAAUUAACAGCACACAGCCUGUUGAUAUAACGAAGUCACCAAUUUUACGACAGCGAAGGGGCCGACAGGGCAGGAACGAAGUCAAGAUAUAUGAUAGAGUUAUUGAAGGAAGUGUAAAGACAUGGGAGACAGACAUAGACCUGCAGUGUAUCAGCAUGGGGCAGGACUUGUUGGCGAGCCUGGACGGCGAGAUCACGCUGUCGCGGCUGUGGGGACAGGACGCGGACGCCGACGGCAGCCCCAACCCGCCGCGCGGCAAGUCGCCGCAGCCGUUGUGGUUCGGCGAAGAAGAAACAAUAGAAGUAGAUCCUCUCGAUUCGAGUCCGAACAGGGAUAAUAAGAAGGAGCACAGCCCGAAGCCGGCGGACGCGCUGCUGAAGGACCUGCAGACCACGGUCAGCCAGGCGAAGCACAAGAUAGGCGACCUUCAGGUGGAGCCCAAACUUGGCUUAGAUGUGACCCGCAAGCAAAACUCCAGUGAUGAGGCUGCCGGAAUGAUGGAGGGUCUUCUGGACUUCGGGAUCGCUGGCCUGAAGAAAGGCCUCAGAUUCACUGGCCUCAGCGAUGACUCGCAGGAGAAGUUGCACUCCCACCAAAGAGACAAAGGAGACAAGAGCCCCCCUCUAGAAGGUACCAGAGUGAAGCCGAUACAGGAACAUAGAGCCACAAACGUCACAAAUGGACAAAGAGACGAGAACAACGCACCGCCGUUAGUGAAACAGCAGAGAGUAUCGUCGCAGGAUAGUAUACCGUCGCAGUCUCGUCCGAUCCCCCGCGGCGAGGCGUCCCUGCCCAUGGUCCCGGACUCCCCCGAGCCGGAGUACGAGGAGGCUGCCGACCUGUCCACCAGUAUCGCCAAGCUGCGCUGUCUGCUGCAGCAGCGCGCGCAGACCAGCCCCAGAGUGGAGCGCGCGCCGGACGUGUGGUGGGAGAGCGCGGAGGAGACCCGCGGGCGGCCGCUCCCGCACGAGCGACACGAGCGACACGAGCGGCCCGUCGACACCGCCACGCUCGCGGAUGAGUACGACAUGAGCCUGGAGCGGAACGCGUCCCCCGGACAGACGUCCAACAACAUGCAGAGACUUGACAAGCUGUUCCAGCGCACGGUGACGGGCGUGUUCAACUCCAUCAAGACAGCGGUGGGCGCGGAGGGCGAGGGGCCCGCGCCGCGCCCGCUGCACGACUGGACCUACGUCUGUACCUCCAUAGAGCUCAGCGUAUGCGGCGCAGUGGCGCGCCUGGUGGGGUCGCGGCGCGGCGGGUCGCAUGUCGAGGCCGCGCUGGACUCGUUGGCCGAGCUGCGUCCGCGACAACCGCUCCCACCGCCGCCAGACCCGAUCGACCUGGAGGAGUGGUGUGGCAGCGGCGGCGCGUGUAGCAGUAGCGCGGGCGCGGCGCUGGCGGCGGCCGGCCUGGCGCGCUCGCAUCUGGCGCUCAGCCUCGCCACGCUGCUGCUGGCAGAUUUAGCGGAAUCGUUCCUGGACUCGUGGCUGGAGGAGCUGGGGUCCUGGCUGCGGCAGCAGGUGUUCGCGACCUUUGAGCAGCUGGCGGAGAGUGACGCCGCCUUCUUCGAGCCUAAACCCAAGCUGCGAGACCUGGACGUGGACCAGACGUGCGCUGCGCUGCUUGAACGCAUACAACCCUCUAUGUACAUAUUCGGUGAGGAGCGCGUGACGGAGGCAGUGCGGCUGGUGGUCUCCAGCUUCUCCCACAAGGACAUCAACGUGGACGUCCUCUUCCGGACCCUGGACCUGCUCGCCGGACAGUUCAAGAAGGCCGCUGGACUUAGGAAUCCUUCAUUUGACAGUAAUUAGUAGAAUAUACUAGCUGUUUGCCGCGGUUUCACCCGCGUAGUGAGCAGUUUCGCGGUAAUUUUUCGGUUUUCUACGUAAGAAACAUCACCUUUUUUUGUCUUUUCCGCAAUUUUUCCAAGCGAAAUCGGUUCAGUCGUUCUCGAGUUUUAGCGAGACUAACGAACAGCGAUUCAUGUUUAUAAUAUUCCUCACUU